This is a messenger RNA of Sardina pilchardus (European sardine), 3336 nucleotides long. RefSeq names its product SLAIN motif-containing protein-like. The transcript has 9 exons. Gene Ontology annotation, cellular component: microtubule plus-end. The coding region runs from base 299 to 2221 and encodes 640 amino acids. The record is from RefSeq and is a predicted model, not a curated record. Lineage: Eukaryota; Metazoa; Chordata; Actinopteri; Clupeiformes; Clupeidae. Gene Ontology annotation, biological process: cytoplasmic microtubule organization; microtubule nucleation; positive regulation of microtubule polymerization.
UUUGUCGUUAAGGCAUGAUAGGCAUCACAUCUCUGUAGUAACAGUCAAGCUAGUUAGCUGAACGAUAGUUAGCCACUUAGCUAGCAAAGUUAACUAGCUAGCGUUUGCAGAUACAUACCUGACGAUAAGGUAACAGGGGGAUUUGCGCGAUUUAUUUUCUGAUUUACACUGCUAGUUCGGACACAUUUUACGAAAAUGCUACGGUAACCGAAUCGAUGAAAAACAAAGCAAAACCUCGUCAACGUUAAUUCAAACAUCCUACGAUAUUACGGAUCACACACCGGUGGAGCUGGGGAGAAUGGUGGUUCCGGACAGUGGAAAUGUGGUCCAGACAGCCGACAAUGGCGGCAGUACCAGCGGACACAUGGCUAGCGCGCAGCCCGGCUUUGAAACCGAACAGGACCUUGCAGGGGUGGAGCUAGAAGAGGUUCGCAAGUUGCAGGAGCUCGUGCGGAGACUAGAAGUUCAGAACCAGACCCUGCGCAACAGGGGCACCAAACUUAUCAACAGCAAUCUUACGUCGACCGGUACCAACAUAAAUAACCAACGGACACUCGGCGAGGGAUUUACAAACUCUGCCGCCGCUACGACGGAGGACGGAGGUGAGGUUAGCGUCCGGGACUUUGAGCUGUCCCCUCCGCCGGACAGCAGUAGCAACAGCAUCGAGGACAUGUCCCCGCUGCCCGAAGCCGCGAGGCUAGAGGACGAGGACGACGAAGAGAACGCGGAGUCCGCCGACUUUCAUCUCACUUGCGCCGCUGGCAACACAGAGGAGCCCCUUGGACAGCCACACUCAAGUCCCUCUCUGGAGAGCUGCGAGUCGGAGACAUUAGGUGGGAGCGAUGCAGUCAUGGACCACUCUGCCCUGGACGAUGUGGAUGUGCUUGAUCUGGGGGACUCUGUCGAGGCAGACGACGAGGACAGCUGGCUGUAUGUGUCCCCUAAGAAGCAGGUGGCGGAGCAGGGGCCCCAGUCUCCUCUGAAGUGGUGUCGGCAGGUCCUGGACCAUCCCAGCCCAGAGACCGAGGUGGCCUGCAAAACCCUCAUCAACCGCCUGGACCAGUCGGCGUCUCGAUGGAGGAACGUGUACUCGAGUCCAUCCCAGUGCUCGGUGGGCUCCACGGCUGAGGCCUCGCUCUCCCCUGGGUACCACAAAUCCACUAACAAACCGCUACUAACCUGUGGCAGCUCAGGUUACAUGAGUAUGCACUCAGCGUUGAGCUCCCAGUCGUCUAUAGACAGCGAGCUGAGCACCUCCGAUGACUCCAUCUCCAUGGGAUACAAGCUGCAGGACCUCACCGACGUCCAGAUCAUGGCCCGUCUGCAGGAGGAGAGUCUGCGUCAGGACUACGCGUCCAGUUCGGCCACUGCGUCCCGCCGCAGCUCCUCGGCCUCGCUGCAGUCCCUGCGUCGCGGAGGCGGCGGCGGCGGCGCUUACAGCGACCAGGAGCUGGACUCCUACAGCCUGGAGGACGAGGAGGACGCCAUGGGCUACUGCCCGCCGAGCCUGGGCCAGCGCCGGCCCAGGUGCUCGCCGUCGCCGCUGGGCUCGCCCCGCUGCCAGUCCCCCAGCAGCCCUCACGACUACGGCCGCGUGGCCGGCCAGCCGCGCACGCACACCCCGCGCCGCUCCCUCCAGGGGCCCAGCGCCGAGCUCCUCAAAUACGCCCGCAGUGAAGAGGAGUUGAGACACGGCAUGCCGCGCACCAGCCUGCGUUCUUUAGAGGCGGUCAGAAACAGCCGCAGCAUGGAGGCUAACCUGCAGAGCUCCGGCAACCGCAUGUCGCGCCUGCCCCAGUCCCCUACCACAGGCGUGCCGUCCUCCACGCGGCUCCGCAGCACCGGCCACUCCCCGCUCUCCCUGCGUGCUCCAGUGAAGGCCCUGGGCCCCAUGGGCUCUGCAGGGCAGGCGAGGCAGCCCGCGCGCGGGGCCCCUGGGGCUGCGGCCGGCCCUUCCACCGGGGUGCGCAGGGUCCAGUCCCCGGGGCCUGCUAACGGCGGAGGAGGAGGAGGAGGAGGAGGAGGAGGAGGAGGAGGAGGAGGAGGAGGAGGAGCAGCAGCGUACCCGGCUGGCAGGACCAGCCUGGGGGCGAAGCAGAUGCCUGGGAGGGGGAUGGCUGGAGCAGCGCCGCCCGCUAGAGGUCGUCUGUCACAAACGCCCAGGAGAUCUUUUGGGAUGACUAAAAUCGCAGACGAGUCGUGGAAAGACGGCUGCUACUGAAGCCUUCGUCACACACACACACACACACACACACACACACACACGGCUGCUACUGAAGCCUUCAUCUCAUAUACACAUACACACACAUAUACAGACAGUGACUGGCGUCCGCCUCACUCUGCUCCCCCAGAGCAACCUGCACCAGCCUACUGCCUCUCUGCCCCUCCCCCCUACACACACACACUCAGAGCGGCUCUCACAGACACACACACACACACACACACACACACACACACGCACACACACACACACACUGCACUGGCAACAUGACACUUCAGGAACUGGACACGCACGUGGCAUGUCUGUUUGCACUCUCACAAUCGUCACACUACGAGGACAAAAUGAAGGAACAGAAGAGACCGAAAGAGAUAACAGUGUGGCUCAGAAGGCUCGCUGGAAUCAGUCUAAAGACUAACAGAAGUUGUAAACAUUUUUUUGUUUUGUUUUUCUCUCUCUCUUAUCUUCCCUACUUUAUUUUUCUGGAAUCAACCUAGUCUAUUUUUGAUGAGACACAAAGAAGAGACCUGCUGGAAAAAAAAGAAGAGCUGUGAUGUACUGUAUUUUGUCCUGUACGUUAGAGACUAGAGAGGGACGUGUGCUUUGUUUACUAUUUGAACUUGGUAGUGCUCCAAACUUUAUCCCCUGGGUGUGGAUGCACACUGCUAGUCGACCAUACUCUGAGUAACUUUCAACUGGAUGUUGCAUGUGUAUUUUUAUUCCAUGGAUGAGAAUAUUUAUGUACAGUAUGAUUCGUUCUUUGGAGGCGAGCUCCAAACUCUGUGAGAUGGCUUGUGUUUUGUUUAAGUAGUUAUUGAUUCCUUGCAUUCUGCCAAGAAUAAUGAUGAUGAUGAUGAUGAUGAUUAUGAUAAUGAUGAGAAUAAUAAUAAUAAUAAUAAUAACUGACUUUUAUGUGUUUUCUUGGGCACAUCAACGCAAUAUUUGUAGGGAAUUUAACUGCCCUUUUAAAAAUAUCUUGGGCGGGGGAAAAAAGGUUUUAUGUUGUCAGUGUCAUCAUUGUGCCAAGGUGAAUUAUUGCAGCAAAUAUUCUUUGUUUCCCUGUUUUUUUUUUUUUUUUUGUAAUUAUUUGUUUUCAAUCAAACAUAUUGUAUGUUAAA